AUGGACGGGACGGGACCGGACGGGACGGCGGGAAGGGGCGGAGCGGCACCGGGCGGAGCGGCGGGAGCGCGGCGGACACUCACUGACCGCCCCAGCGGCCGCACCAUGGGAACGCCGGCCUCGGUAGCGAGCGAUCCUCCGGGGAGAGCGGCGCCCGCCGCCCCCGGCCGCAAGCGGGGAUCGGCCAACAUCUUCCAGGGCGUGGGGCUGCCCGAGCUGCGCAGCCUGUUCCUCAGCGGCGGCGCCGAGAAGCCCGAGGAGCGCGCCCGCCUCGUGUGGCGCUACGCGGGGCAGCGCCGCAUGGCACGGGCGCUGCGGAAGCUCCGGCGGCGGAGAGCGGCACGGCGCGGAGCUGACACGGCGGCUUUACCGAGAUUCCGCCGCCUCCGGAUCACCGAUAAGGAGCCCGAGGGAGACGGCACGGACCAGGCAGCCUCGGGGCUCCGGCAGCAGCACUGAGACCGGGAAACAAACCCACCGCUCCGACCGGGCACAGCGAGGACACUAAUUGUACAGGACAAUGUACACUAAUUGUACAGGACAAUGUACACUAAUUGUACAGGACAAUGUACACUAAUUGUACAGGACAUGAGUGCAGCGCUUAAUAAAACGUGCACAGCGGUGGCUGGGUGAGGCUCUGUGGCAGUGA
Coturnix japonica (Japanese quail) is the source of this 649-nucleotide messenger RNA. It is a transcript of the gene AVPI1, whose product is annotated as arginine vasopressin induced 1. Lineage: Eukaryota; Metazoa; Chordata; Aves; Galliformes; Phasianidae. The record is from RefSeq and is a predicted model, not a curated record.